UCAACCUCGACAGACGCCAGUGUCUCGUUGUCUCAUCCCACCAAAUUCUUUUAGAAGAAAACAUAAUUUUCUUCGUAAUUUUGGAGUAACUUUUAAUGUCUUCAGCUCUAAUCUAUAAAUCGUGUAAGGUUUGUCGUCAUCACCACCAGCGAGGGAGUGUAGCCCACCUUCUGUAUUAGUGUUAAGAAGCGUGGUCCCGGAAAUAUCUACUAGCGCAGUCCUCGGGAGUAACUGAAGACAAGACAUUAUUUUUCAGCGGCAAAUUAUAUCAAAUUAUAUCACCAUCAAGUUGAAAGAGGAGGUUGACAACACAGAUAAAAUCCGAAUGCCGGUGGUGACGCUAUACCCUAAAUCGCCCACCGAACUGUACGCGAACUGGACCCUCGUGGAGUGCAAGACCAAAUGUCCCAUCAUGCAGCAGAACAUUCAGUGGAAGAGGAAAAGAAAACACUACCAUCUGGAGGAGUUCUUGCAGCCAAACGUCACGGAGUACACCAUUAAUAAUCUGCAGCCAAACAAAUCUUACAAAGUGAGAGUCCUGUUGGCUACCAGUGCUGGCUACCCAGAACACAUGAUUCGGCUGCCCUGGUACACCGUCAGGAUGCCACGCAGCAGCUCUGACUUGCCACGGGAUAAUGUCUUCCUCAUCGUUCAUCUCUCCACUUGCAGCCAGAGGCCCACCGAGGUCUUGGUAAAUUGGACGCUGGACGCCUCACUGCAGAAGGAUCUUGCCAAUUAUCAUGUGUUGUAUAACACCUCCACCUCUGUCUGGCAAAAAGAACUCCCAACGACCGAAACUUCCCUAACACUCACAGAUCUAGUUCCGAGAACGUGUUACGGCGUGAAGGUCCGAGCCACCUACAGCACCGGGCGAAACAGCACCGAGUCUUACCUGAAGACCAUCUGCACACUGCCACAGCCUCCCCACAUCCUCUCCCAACACUCCAACACCAACAGGAUCAAAGUGAACAAGCUCAGGACCAAGGUGCUGAACACUACCAGCAUGCGCAUCACCUGGAAACACACGCCGCGGAAGAUCCAGGUCGACUUCUACACCAUUAGGGUCGAGAACGUUGAAUCAGACCCGAACAGCCAAACGGAAACACCCGAAGACAAGCGGAGUGAGGUGAAGGGGACGCAUUUGGAGGCCGCGGGAAGAGGUCCUCGCAGCCCACAGCCGACGAAAUACGAAGAUUCCCGAGACACGGCUAAUAUAAAAGACCAUGAGGUCAAGCUGUACCGAGUCACCAACCGGAAGCUGACGGUGACGAGCCUGAAGCAGGACCACAACUACAAGGUCACCGUCACGGCCUCCACCACCACCCUCACAGGUCACUCCGCCACCACCUACGUCACUCCAGAUGAAGGAGUUCCCACGGCGCCGCUGAACGUGACGUGGGUUCCUGCAAGCCCGAAAGAUGCCGUUCUCACCUGGAGCCCUCCACGCCUCAUCAACGGCCGUUUAGUGCACUACCUGGUGAAAUUUUCUCACGAUCAGUGUAUCAUUAAAAUGAUAUGUUAAC
Molecule: messenger RNA, 1523 nt
Organism: Scylla paramamosain (green mud crab)
Lineage: Eukaryota; Metazoa; Arthropoda; Malacostraca; Decapoda; Portunidae
Exons: 8
Coding region: 326-1522 (398 amino acids)
Molecular function (GO): protein binding
Source: RefSeq, a predicted model, not a curated record